CUCACAAUUCUCUCAUUCUUCAUCUCAACACCUUUCUCUCUUCCUCCUUAUUUGCAAUUUUAAUAAUUUGCUUUUGAAUUUUCUCAUUCUCCUGGUACUUAGUUUGAUCAUCUGCAUAUACAUAUGGAUUCUCUUUCAUUUGUGGGGUUUUUCUUAGUGAUAUUUUUGAGUUUUCUUUGUUCAUCACAAGGCUAUAAGUUCUAUGUUGGUGGCAAAGAAGGCUGGGUGUUAGAGCCUUCUGAAUCAUAUAGCCAUUGGGCUGAAAGAAAUCGCUUUCAAGUCAAUGACACUAUUGUGUUCAAGUACAAGAAAGGAUCAGAUUCAGUUCUGGUGGUUCACAAAGACGAUUACUUCAAAUGUAACAAGACAAAGCCAAUCCAUAAUAUAAAAGAUGGUCAUUCAAAGUUGAAAUUUACAAGAUCAGGUCCAUUCUACUUCAUCAGUGGACAAGAUGAUCACUGCGAAAAGGGCCAAAAGGUUCUAGUUGUUGUCAUUUCUCCCAAUCAUCACAAAGGCCAUAAAUCUCCAAGUCCAGUCACACAAACACCGUCAAGUUCUCCGGUUACAGCCCCAACUUCAUCGGGAUCUGUUUCACCGGCUCCAGCUCCGGCUAAGUCGGAUGCAGUAGAUGUUAGUUCAAGUGUUUUGGUUUGGGUGUUUAGUUUGAUUAUGGCAACUGUUUUUCUGUAAUUUGAUUUAAUUUGUUGUGUUACUUUUGUUUUUUUUUAAUGUGUUUAGCUAGAUCAGUAGAUUGUGUUUUUAAAGUUGUGUUAUGACAAUUAAGAUCUUUUUUCCGUUGUUUCGUGCUUGAUUUCUUUUUGCU
Lycium ferocissimum is the source of this 823-nucleotide messenger RNA. RefSeq names its product early nodulin-like protein 4. Lineage: Eukaryota; Viridiplantae; Streptophyta; Magnoliopsida; Solanales; Solanaceae. The record is from RefSeq and is a predicted model, not a curated record. Gene Ontology annotation, cellular component: plasma membrane. Gene Ontology annotation, molecular function: electron transfer activity. Bases 124 to 690 code for a protein of 188 amino acids. The transcript is spliced from 2 exons.